UGAAGAUUAAACUUAUCUCGUGCCAAAUGUAUUUCAGUAUAAUCAUGUCUUAACCUGCAGGAGUAAACACAACCUCACAAUCAGAGCUGCAGUUAGAGUCAGAGCAACAAUGGAAAUACGAGAGCUUCAACGUGACACUCCUGAAAUAAAACGUAGAGUUUGCCAGAGUUACAGCAGAGCUGCAGCAGAGACCAGUCUCUGUGUUUCGGUGUGAAGAAAUAAUAAACUGAUAUUAUCAGGACUUUCUCAACAACUGACUCAAAUACUGAUAUGGCUGCUCCCAGAAAUCUGCUGUGUGAGGAUCAGUUCCUGUGCUCCAUCUGUCUGGAUGUGUUCACUGAUCCAGUCAGCACACCAUGUGGACACAACUUCUGUAAAACCUGCAUCACUGAACACUGGAAUAUUAAUGACCAGUACGUGUGUCCGAUGUGUAAAGAGGCUUUUAGUAUAAGACCUGAUUUGAAGGUCAACACUUUUAUCUCUGAGAUGGUUGCUCAGUUCAGACAGUCAGCUCAACAGAAAGCCAGCAGCAGCAGCCCAGAGCAACAAGUGUCCAAACCAGGAGAAGUUCCCUGUGACGUCUGCACUGGAACCAAACUGAAGGCCCUGAAGUCCUGCCUGGUGUGUCUGGUCUCCUACUGUGAGACUCACCUGGAGCCUCAUCUGACAAUGUCAGGUCUAAAAAGACAUCAGCUGAUCGACCCUGUGGAGAACCUGGAAGGCAGGAUGUGUACGAAGCACGAUAAACCUCUGGAGCUGUACUGUAAGACCGACCAGAUGUUUGUCUGCAUGCUCUGCUCUGUUUUAGACCACAAGACACAUGAGUUUGUUCCUCUGAGAGAAGAAUAUGAAGUAAAGAAGGCAGAGCUGGGAAAGACAGAGGCUGAAAUACAGCAGAUGAUCCAGAGGAGACAACUGAAGAUUCAGGAGGUAAAACAGUCAGUGGACCUCAGUAAGAAAAAUGCAGACAGAGAGAUAGCAGAAGGUGUUCAGGUCUUCACGUCUCUGAUGGAGUCUGUUGAGAGAGGCCUGAAUGAGCUCAUCAAAACUUUAGAAGAGAAUCAGAGAAUUAAACAGAAGCAGGCUGAAGACUCCAUCAAAGAGCUGGAACAGGAAAUCUCUGAGCUGAAGAAGAGGAGCACUGAGAUGGACCAGCUCUCACUCUCUGAAGACCACCUUUAUCUUCUCCAAAGCUUCCCGUCCCUGAAGGAUGUCCCACCCACCAAGGACUGGACAGAGGUCAGUGUCCCUCCAUUAUCUUAUGAGGGGACUGUGGUGAGAGCUGUGGCUCAGCUAGAGGAGACACUCAGUAAAGAGAUGAAGAAACUGUUUGAUGCUGAGCUAAAGAGGGUCCAGCAGUAUGCAGUGGAUGUAACUCUUGAUGCUGAUACAGCAAAUUCUGAACUCAUCCUGUCUGAUGAUGGGAAACAAGUGAAUCAUGGUGAUGUGAAGAAGAAUCUCCCAGACAAUCCACAGCGAUGUUCUCGAUAUAUUAAUGUCUUAGGAAAGCAGAGUUUCGAUUCAAGCAGAUUUUACUUUGAGGUUCAAGUUACAGGGAAGACUAAAUGGACUUUAGGAGUGGCCAGAGAGUCAAUCAACAGGAAAGAGGCAAUCCCACUGAGCCCUGUGGAGGGUUACUGGACUAUAUGGUUGAGAAAUGGAAAUGAGUACAAAGCCCUUGCUAGCCCUCCAGUCCGUCUCUCUCUUAAGUCACAGUCUGAGAUGGUGGGGGUGUUUGUGGAUUAUGAGGAGGGUCUGGUCUCCUUUUAUGACGUAGGUUCUGCAGCUCUUAUCUACACCUUUACUGGCUGCUCCUUCACUGAGAAACUCUUCCCAUUCUUCUGUCCCUGUAAUAAUGAUGGUGGUAAAAACUCUGCCCCUCUGAUCAUCUGUCCUGUCAAUCAUAGUGCCUGAUAUUUUCUAUCAUCAGUGAUUUACUGAGCAAUGAAAUAUUGCCAACAAUACACAUACUUAUGACAUUAAUUUUAAGAUUUUACAUCCACAGUGUAUAUACCAGACAAUGUGUUCACACUACAAUACUGACACACAGACAAUGCUAGGAGGGCAAUGGAUGAGAGACACAAACCAAAUACAUUUUAUUGUCAUUUAUGUACAAAUGUACACAUUCAGUGGUAAUGUACACGUUAACCUUGUUUUCAUUUGAAUACACUGUUUUCUGUCAUUGGGUGGGUUUGUUUUUAUUUAUCAGGUUUGUUAAAGAUAAAAUAUAUUUGUCUACUGGUAACUGUACUUUCAUUUAUGUAGUGAGAAGUUCAUUUUGAUUUUAGGAUGUAAAUUACUGGGUUAUGGAUGCAAUUGCACUAAUAUAAGUAGGUAUAAGUUAUUUUAGUUUGUCUUCAAGACCUUACCUGUUGUGGAAGUGACUUGCUGUGGGUCUAAUUCUGUUGAUCUCUAUUGAUAAUAGAGGUAGGUAUCAGUAAACAACCAUGUGCCUUAGAACAACAAUAUACAGAUAUUUAUUGAAUUAACAAGAAUUGAAAUUGAUUUAAAAAAAUACUGCCUCUUAAAUUGGUAUUAGUUAUAUUUCACCAUUUAUACUAUUUUACUAUUUUACCUUUUAUUUCUUUGACUUGUUUUCAUUUUUUAUGUUUUAUGUAUAAAGCACUUUGGAUGAGUGUUCAGUUUGUGUUUGAGUACCAUAAUUACCAGAUAAAAAGUCCAUCAUAGGUUGUUUUAAAUAAGUGACUUAAGUCCUCAGCCUCAUUCUAAAAAGACAGAGAAUGUUGAUAUAUGUCAGUGACUAAAACAAAUGCUGAAAAGUGAAUAAAACCACAUUUUAUACUCUGCUGUACAGUAUCACUGCAGUAAAAUCUGGUGCAGAGGAAGAAACUGUUUGUGGAAGUGCUUUAUUUUGACAGGUUGGAUGUGUUUCCCUGUUGUUGCCACUAUUCAAUUCAAUUCAAUUCAAUUUUAUUUGUAUAGCGCUAAUUCACAACAGACGUUAUCUCAGGACACUUUUCAAAUAGAGCAGGUCUAGACCAUACAGAGAGAGAGAGAGAGAGAGAGAGAGAGAGAAAGAGAGAAAGAGAGAGAGACAACGACAGAAAGACAGAGACAAA
Molecule: messenger RNA, 3080 nt
Organism: Dicentrarchus labrax (European seabass)
Lineage: Eukaryota; Metazoa; Chordata; Actinopteri; Moronidae
Product: E3 ubiquitin-protein ligase TRIM21-like
Exons: 2
Coding region: 271-1914 (547 amino acids)
Molecular function (GO): protein binding; zinc ion binding
Source: RefSeq, a predicted model, not a curated record